GAUUGUGAUACUCAAUUAGCAAGUGGACAAAUUAAAGACGGACUAAAUGAAGCCACUGUAUUAACAAAGUAUAUUACAAACAAUUUAGCAGGAAACGUGAAUGUCAUACAACUUGCGAAAUGUGAUAAAAAAAAAAUAAAGGAAGAUUUAAUUUUUCUGAGCAAUAAGUACAGUGGCAGUACCAUCUUAUUAAUUGGCGAUACCUUGAAUGAUAUUAUACAUGACGCAAUUGAAGAAGUUAUCAAUAAGAAUGUUCGUAUUGACAUAAACACGUUGAUAACAAGCUUAACAGAAGGACUAGAAUGUUUCAUUAUUCGGCCGAUAUGUGGAAUACUAAACAGGAGUCUUAUUAUUAAUAUGUGUGGCUUCUAUAGAAACGCGCAGGCAAGUUUGGAAGCAUUUGGAAACAGGAUAUUGGAUAUAUUAUGCUUGAUUAACAGUCCAGAUGAAGAGAUUUUUUAUGUAAAGGAGGAAGAGUGUGUUGACAGUUGUGUUGAGCCAUUUAAUAAUAACAAUGAUAAUAAUAAUGAUGAUAAUAAUGAUAAUAAUGGUAAUAAUUCUGCCAACGAAUUUGACAAUAAUGAUUGUAAUGAUGAUGAGCAAUUUGACAAUAAUAUUAAUGAUUUUGAUUCAUUUUAUAAUGAUAAUUCUAAACCAUCUACGAGUAAUGAUAAGACUAAUGAUAAUACUAAUGAUAUACAUGAUUUUGAUAAGAUGCCUAUGGAGGUCUCCUUCGAAGAACAACCGUUAAAAACACAGUUAUCGAUGGAUUACUUUUGUAAGAAACAAGAGGAAAGCAAAGUGGUAUCACUAGAAGACGCACAAAAUAUAAUGAAAACAAUAAUAUAUAAAUAUCAUAAAAUAUAUUCAGAAACCGUACGGACGAAUGAUGCCUAUGGUAGAGUAAUAGCCAAAGACAUAUAUUCUUCUGUAAAUGUGCCGCGUUGUUGUGUUUCCACUAAACAUGGAUACGCGGUGUUGGCCAGUGAUGGGAAAGGUGUCAGAAAGGUGUUGAAAGCAAAUCUCAUGUUAAUUAAAAAGAUUUCUAUCGUACCUGGCAUUUGCAUACGAGUAAGAAGUGGAGAUCCUAUACCCGAUGGAGCAACGGCGGUUGUAAAGUCUGUAAAUACAAAGAUAAUAGAUGAAGACGAUAAUAUAAAUUAUUUUAAUAUCGACAACAUGGAAUACGAAAUUAUGGUUUUAGUCGCUCCAAAAGAGGGUGAAAAUAUUAAAAAAGCUGGCUGCGAAAUAAAGUCCAACGAGCUUAUUAAAUACUCAUAUAGUCGUAUUAAAACAGCGGAUCUGGGCAUUUUGACAUUAUGUGACAUCGAUUCAAUUACAGUCAUUAAACUUCCAUCUGUGGGUCUGCUAUGUAUUGGUUAUGAUGUAUUAAGACCUGGAAACACUUCAACUUUAGGACGCAUCUACGACUGCAACAAGAUAAUUGUGUCCUCAUUAUUGAAGAAGAACGGUUAUAAUCUUAUGGACUUUGGAAUUUCGGCUUAUGAGCCAAAUGUUAUGCAAUACAGAAUCAAGGACGCUUUGGAGAAAGUUGACUUACUUGUGAUAAUAGGCCGUACGAAUGAUAAAGAUACAUUGAAGUGUACCUUAAAGACAUGUUUCGACGCUAAUAUACAUUUCGGUGGCGUGAAUAUAAAACCGGGGAAAUCGACAACAUUUGCAACAUGUAUGUUCAAUGAGAAGAGAAAAUUCUUCCUGUGUAUGUCGGCAAACCCAGCGACUGUACCCAUUAUCACGCAUAUAUUGCUUCUGCCAUUAUUGGACAUACUACAGGACAAUUCAGACAAUAAUAUCUUGAAGAUAGCGACUCGCAUAAAAACCUCUCACGACCUGCACCAGCGUCCAAAAUUUACGUGGACAUCCUUAGAGUGGUCGGAGAAGACGGUAGAUUUAUAUCCAAGUGCUCACUCCAUAAAUGUUGAACAUCAACACAUGACGAAAUAUCAAUUCAGUAACGCGCUUCUAAUGCUACCGAGACAUACGCCAGAAGUGCCAAAGUUAGACGCGGACUCAGCAUUUUUAACGGCGAUAUUUAUGGGCAACUGAAAAAUCUCCAAAUUGUUCUCGAUUGAUCAGCAAGACAAACGUUUGCAUAUAUUUGCAUUUAACUAUAUUAUUGAAU
Messenger RNA from Acromyrmex echinatior (Panamanian leafcutter ant), 2143 nucleotides. RefSeq names its product gephyrin-like. Gene Ontology annotation, molecular function: molybdopterin molybdotransferase activity. Gene Ontology annotation, cellular component: cytosol; postsynaptic membrane; dendrite. NCBI's taxonomy places the organism in Eukaryota, Metazoa, Arthropoda, Insecta, Hymenoptera, Formicidae. The record is from RefSeq and is a predicted model, not a curated record. Gene Ontology annotation, biological process: postsynaptic neurotransmitter receptor diffusion trapping; gamma-aminobutyric acid receptor clustering; glycine receptor clustering.